Molecule: messenger RNA, 489 nt
Organism: Dichomitus squalens LYAD-421 SS1
Lineage: Eukaryota; Fungi; Basidiomycota; Agaricomycetes; Polyporales; Polyporaceae
Exons: 4
Coding region: 1-489 (162 amino acids)
Source: RefSeq, a predicted model, not a curated record
AUGGACACCCUCACCUGCGGCAUCUGUCUCGACCAGCUCAGGCUCCCCGUCUGCACCCCCUGCGGCCAUCUGUGCUGCGAGGCAUGUCUCACGUCCUACCUCGAGACCAGCGCAGACGCGAUGAACGCGUCUUGUCCCACCUGCAGGGCCUCGUUCACCAUCGCGAUCCCCGACCUUCGUUUCGUACCCAAAAAGUAUCAUACACUCAUUAUACCCAGCAUCCGCCGCGUCUUCAUCGCCGACGCCUCCGAUGCCGCCGCAGCCGCCCCUCCGUCUCCCUCCACCUCCCCCUCUUCCCCCGCCGCGCUCGAGCGCGACAAGGCCCUCCUCAUGGACCGCUGCGAGGCCGCCAUCCGCGCGCGUGACGCGCACGCCCAGGGCGAGCGCGACCGCCGCCUCGAGAAGGAGCGGCUCGAGAAAGAGCUCACGGAACUCAGGCGCAAGUACGAGGGCGUGAAGGGCAAGUACAGGGCCCUCAAGGCGUCGUGA